Molecule: messenger RNA, 2184 nt
Organism: Eimeria acervulina
Lineage: Eukaryota; Apicomplexa; Conoidasida; Eucoccidiorida; Eimeriidae
Exons: 2
Coding region: 1-2184 (727 amino acids)
Biological process (GO): isoprenoid biosynthetic process
Molecular function (GO): 2-C-methyl-D-erythritol 4-phosphate cytidylyltransferase activity
Source: RefSeq, a predicted model, not a curated record
AUGAAGACUGUGUCGAGCAGCAGCAGCAGCAGCAGCAGCAGCAGCAAGAGCAGUAGCCAGAGAGCACUUACUGCAGCAGGAACGGCUGCAGCAGCACCUCCUGCAACGGCAGCUGCGGCAGCAGCAAUUUCAGCGACUGGUCCAGGAGCAACUACAGCAGCGAAUAGACUUGUGUGGCUGAGCUGCCCCUGCAGGCGCCCAGUUUCAUUCUUUGGGGCCCCCAGAGGGGCCCCUGCUGGGGCCCCUAUGCAUGCAACUUACGCAGAAGGCAUGCCUUUCCCUUGGAGAUCUGCUGUUCCAGCGCUGCUGCUGCUGCUGGUUCUGCUGCCUGCUUGGUGUCUUCCCUUUGCUUCGGCCUUAACAGCCAGAGGCGAGCCCAAGGGCCACCCCCUUGCUGCAUCUUUCAAUCUGCAGCAAGCGCUGCUGAGCAGCAGCAGCAGCAACAGCAAACGAUCAGCAGCGACAGCAGCAGCAGCAAUACCGUCGCCGUCAGCAACUGCUGCAGCAACCUCCGUGGCAGCAGCAUCACGAACAGCCCUCGAAGCAGACGAAGGAGCAACGGCAGUACCAGUCUCAGCCGCAGCAGCACCACCAGCAACAGCAGCCCCAGCACUAGCAGCAGCAGCACCACCACCAGCAGCAGCCUCAGCACUAGCAGCAACAACAGCACCAGCAGCAACUGUCGCACCAGCAGCAGCCACAGCAGCACCAGCAGCAGCAACAGGUGGCGUGCGUCUAGGCAUAUUGCUGCUUGCAGGGGGAUUAGGACGGCGUUGUGGGGGCCCCCAGCCCAAACAAUUUAGGCUGCUGCUUCAGGGGGCUGAUGCAGCUUCGAUCUCUGCUGCUAAACUCUUGUCUUUCGUCAGCAGCAUCAGCAACAGCAGCAGCAACAACAGCAAUUGCGGCAACUGCAGCAGCAAAUUGAGGGCGACAGGGGGCCCCCACGUGAUGGUUAUCCUCGUGCAUCAAAGUUAUAGACACAGACUCCAGCCUUUGUUUAAACGAUUUCGGCAGCAGCAGCAGCAGCAGCAACAGCAGCAACAGCAGCAACAGGAGCAGCAGCAAAAGCAGCAGCCAUGUGAAUUCAUCUUCGCACAGCCAGGAGAGGAGCGCUUUGAGUCGGUGUGGCUUGGACUCGAAGCGUUGUGUAUGCACCUACUCAAGCAACAGCAGCAGCAACAGCAGCAGCCGGAGCACCAACAGCAGCAGCAGCAGAUCGGCGGUGGUGCCCACACACCGGCAGCCCGUAGACAGCGAGCACUUUACCUUCUGAAUGCUCUUACACAGCAACAGCAGCAGCAGCAGCAGCAACACCAGCAGCAUGACCAGAAGCACUCGAAGCAGAAGCAAGAACAACAGCAGCAACAUCAUCAAGCGCAGCAACGGCAGCAACAGCAAAGCAAUGUGUAUGUGCUAGUACAUGACGCUGCUCGCCCGUGCAUAUCAGUGGCAGCAACAGCUGCAGCUGUUGCUGCCGCUGCAGCAUGGGGUGCUGCUGUACUCUGCGGAGCAGCAGCAGACACAAUCAAGCUGGGGAAUCCCCACUCUGGGGUGUACGUACACCUCCAGCGCAACGAAACUCUUGUGGCACAGACUCCGCAGGUCGUGAGGCUGGACUUGCUGCUGCAUGCAUUCGCCGAGUUCUUCGCGCUGCAGCACGAGCAGCAGCAGCUACAGCAACAGCUUCAACGGCUGCAGCAAAAGCAGCAACAGCCGCAGCACCUGCAGCAGCAAGAGCAACCGUUGACGAAGCAGCAGCAAGACUGCCCACAGUAUCAGCAGCAGCUGGUGCUGCUGCAGCGCCGAAUUCAGAGUAUAGAAUACACCCUGCAGGGUAUUACGGAUGACGUAUCUUUGCUCCAGCUGCUUCCCUCACCAGCACCAACAACAGCAGCACAAAGGGAGGCAGCAGCAGCAACACCUGCAGCAGCUGCUGCACAAGCAGGGCAUCAAACCCAUCCCGCAGCAGCAGCACCACCACCAAAUGGUAUACGUACUGCUGUGGUGCUGCAAACAACGGGAGACAACUUGAAGAUAACCAAGCCGCAUGACCUUGUUACUGCUGCGACUUUGCUGCAGCAAGAAGCAGAAACCCCCCAGGCUGCUGCCUGGUUGGAACUGUUGGGGCUGAGCAGCCCUAACAGCAACGGCAGCAACAGCAGCAAUAGCAGCAGUAGCGCUUGA